Ostreococcus lucimarinus CCE9901 is the source of this 1082-nucleotide messenger RNA. RefSeq lists its product with no specific name. NCBI's taxonomy places the organism in Eukaryota, Viridiplantae, Chlorophyta, Mamiellophyceae, Mamiellales, Bathycoccaceae. The transcript has a single exon. Bases 148 to 966 code for a protein of 272 amino acids. The record is from RefSeq and is a predicted model, not a curated record.
CCGUCAUCGCGGACGAUGUCUCGCGUCCACGCGUGGCCGAAGCACACAGUGUCGUCAUGCGCGUCUCCACGCGCGCGCGCGUCGACGAGCGCGCGCGCGCGGGCGUCGACGAGCGCGAAGGCGUCGACGAGCUCAAAGGACGACGAAAUGACUCCCGAGCGCGCGUUUCGCAGGAUGUGGACCAAGGCGGACAAGUAUCACACGCACGCGGUGUCGGGAACGUUAUAUACCGCGCUAGGGGCGGGAAUGAUGGGCCAGUGGGCGCUGGACGACGCGACGGCGCUGACGAGCGGUGGCGGCGCGACUCCGGGGCUGGACCCCGCGUUGACCGGCGUCGCGCUCACGCUGGCGACGGUGUGCGCGUUGAGUGGACUACCACUUUCAAAGAGCCGCGGUUGGCGGAAAACCGAGCUCAGCGCGCGAUCGAUCGCGUUUCAGUUCGUGUUGACGUGGGAGUGCGUUCGCUUCGCGGGCGUCGUCGAUCCCGCGCUCAGAGUCCCCGGAUUGGACACCCUUUGGUUGGCGUGGUUGCCAUUCGUGUGGCAAACGAUGACGUCGGCAUACAUCGUCCUGUUCACGAAGGACGACAAGCGCGCCGCGCUCGCGGUGUGGCUCGGCACGCUCGGUUUCGGAGCUCAAAUUUUCCCGGCGCAGCGCGUCCUCGACGUCGCCUCCGUCGCCGCGCUCGAAGCCGCGAGACCCGGUCUCCCCACGAUAUGGGCUCACGGCACGUUUGGUUUGAUUUGGCUCCUGAACUGGUCCACGUUCGGCGCCUCACUUCGCGCGCGCGACGUCGUCUCGUCGGACGCCGACUACGUCCGCGCCUUUUUGACGCGUCCCAGCGCGUUUUGGUUCGCCUUAUUCGCCCUCGACCUCGCCGUCGCGCGUCCGUUCGCGUCGAUCGGCGAUUAUCUCGCCUCCGCCCUCGGCUCCGACGUCGCCGCCGCCCUCGCCUCGAGCGCGUGAGUCCGCCUUCCCGUCCCGGCCCGGCGUCGCCGAGCGACCGACCGCCCACCGCGCCGCCGUCGGCUCGAAGAUAUUUUCAACGGGACGCAUCAUUGCGGGAGAUCCCUUUUGCAUAC